GAACCCGACACUACGCUCCGCAGGAACCAUAUAUCGGACACGACGACUCCCGCUUCUGCGCUCUCCUGCCUCUGCUCCUUGCGCUGCGUGCCCGCGCGAGCUUUUCUGCUCCCGCCGCUAUCCUCUCCACGAUCCAAUGGGCUCGGCUUCAGAUGACACCAGGGAGCACCUGCUGGACGUGGACGGCGGCCUCGCCGGCGGCGGGCCCAAGAUACGGGUGCGCGGGCUGCGGCGGCGGUCGGAGGCGACCGGCCAGGACAUCCUGCGCGGGGUGGACCUGGACGUGCCGCGGGGCGUGGUGAUGGGCGUCAUCGGCCCCAGCGGCAGCGGCAAGUCCACGCUGCUCCGCGCGCUCAACCGCCUCUGGGAGCCCGCGCCGGGGGCCGUCACGCUCGACGGCGCCGACAUCUGCGGCAUCGACGUCCUCACGCUCCGCCGCAAGGUCGGCAUGCUCUUCCAGCUCCCCGCCAUGUUCGACGGAACCGUGGCCGACAACGUACGAUACGGGCCACAGCUGCGUGGCAAGAAGCUCACCGAUGUAGAGGUGAAGAACCUGCUGAGCCAGUCCGACCUCGACCCGGCCCUGUGCUCUAGGCCGGCGUCGGAGCUGUCCGUCGGCCAGGCACAGCGCGUCGCUUUGGCCCGCACCCUCGCCAACGACCCGGAGGUAGGCAUGAGCAUGAUCUUCGACUGCCGAAUUGCCCUCUCUCUUCAAGCCGAGAUCUUGCCGCAAUUCAAUGGUACUGAUACAUUUUUUGCCGGUCUCUGGUGUGGCAUGCAGGUGCUCCUGCUGGAUGAGCCGACGAGCGCGCUGGACCCGAUAUCGACACAGAACAUCGAGGAGGCGAUUGUUCGGCUGAAGAAAACGAGAGGGCUCACCACAGUGAUCGUCUCCCACAGCGUGAAGCAGAUCCAGCGGAUCGCGGAUCUGGUGUGCCUCGUGGUCGACGGCGAGGUCGUGGAGGUGCUCGCCCCAUCGGAGCUGUCUGAAGCCAAGCAUCCCAUGGCCCGGCGCUUCCUGGAGCUCAGCUAGCUGAAUGUUGAUCGCCCAGUGUACUGUGGAGUUUUUCGACCUUUGCUUAAUUCGCAUACGCAGCUGUAAUCAUGACCUGUGAGGACUUGGCUAUGAUGAAAAGAGAACCAGCAAAUCCCACUAAACCAUACAGGAAUAAGAUAUGCAUAAGUGCAUAACAAAUCAGCAUCUUAAUUCUGUAGAUAAGCAUAUGGUGUUGUCGAGGUGGUGCUACCAUCUCACGUCCUA
Molecule: messenger RNA, 1261 nt
Organism: Lolium perenne
Lineage: Eukaryota; Viridiplantae; Streptophyta; Magnoliopsida; Poales; Poaceae
Product: protein STAR1
Biological process (GO): phosphate ion transmembrane transport
Cellular component (GO): membrane
Molecular function (GO): phosphate transmembrane transporter activity; ATP binding; ATP hydrolysis activity
Source: RefSeq, a predicted model, not a curated record